GGUGACGGUGUUGAGCGAAAUGAGUUGCCUGUUGUCAUAUGAUAGUAGGAGAUAUUUUGUAAAGUCAGAGAGAAAUCACCCACAGAAAACUCCUUGCAUUGGUGACUGUAGUGGUUGUCAAAUUUUGACUAUGUAUGUGCAGGGAAGGGUUAUCUCGUAGCCAACACGUGAUCCAUUUGAAGAGACCCAAGUAUGACCACACAAGUUUUUAGGUACUGAAAGAGUCUGUUGUGGCAAGAGUGUUAUCGCUGAUAGAGAUUUCAGCAAGGUGCACACGGCUUCUUAUAACAACAGUAUUGGUAAUUACGACGAAUCAGGAUGUCAUCAGACGCCUGCAAUCUGACCUUUGCAGGGACCUCAUUCAUGGGGGUCUACAACAUAGGCUCAGCGAUCUGCCUCCUGGACCAUGGUAAAGAAUUAAUCCGUAAGAUCAACUGCUACGGUGGUACAUCGGCUGGAGCCAUCACCGCCUGCAUCAUGCUCAGUGCACCAGAGAGACUACCGGAGUACCUGCGAUCGAUCUUUGACCUUUCUGCAUCAAUAACGGCUAUGACCUCUGGUGCCGUGACCCCUGGAUAUGACCUCAUGAGUGACAUCCGGAAGAUCCUCCAAUCACACUUAAAGGACGAUGCGCAUGUCCGUUGCUCGGGUCGACUCCACGUACCCAUCAUGGAACUGGUCUCAGUGACCCCUGACCCGAGAUGCAAAACGACGGCCAUUAUUCCGCAGCCGACUAAGAAGCCAAAUGUUCUUGAAUUUGGCGGGAAAAUUUGGGCGUGUGGAGAGAAGAAAAUUGUGACGUCAUUCAGCUCAAGGGAAGAAUUAAUAGAGGUUCUGUUGGCAGGUACAUACGUGCCUUGGUUUAGUGACUGGAAGGCCCCGUCGUACCAGGGGAAGUUCUGGGUCGAUGGUUCACUUCUCAACACAACCCCCGGUGGAAUCGAGGAUCUUCAAUUUCCAGAGGGGACCCUCAUAACAAUUUCCCCGAACAAACAGGCCGCCCACUAUCGUCCACAAGACAAUAUCACCACCACCUGGAAAGACAUCAGCCAGGAACGGUUCGAAGCUUCCCCUUUCAAUAUGUACAGGGUUCCGAUCAGCUCCGGGGGGCAACGCGGGGGGUAUGGGUUUGCCCUGAACCCCCCUCCAAAGGACGUACUGCAGAAAGUGGUCCAGACGGGUGAACGAGAUGCGCAGGAAUUUCUGCGGCGCUAUGGAGUGUACGAAGGUCCUAUUGCCGAUCGGCAGCGAACAGACGGCUUAAUUUCCUAAUGUUUUUUUUAAGGCAGUGGACUCUAUUUUUAUUUUAUUUUAUAUAUGCUAGUCGCCAGACAAACAAGG
Molecule: messenger RNA, 1341 nt
Organism: Asterias rubens (European starfish)
Lineage: Eukaryota; Metazoa; Echinodermata; Asteroidea; Forcipulatida; Asteriidae
Product: patatin-like phospholipase domain-containing protein 4
Exons: 6
Coding region: 319-1272 (317 amino acids)
Biological process (GO): lipid homeostasis; triglyceride catabolic process
Cellular component (GO): cytoplasm; membrane; lipid droplet
Molecular function (GO): triacylglycerol lipase activity
Source: RefSeq, a predicted model, not a curated record